Molecule: messenger RNA, 1039 nt
Organism: Rhipicephalus sanguineus (brown dog tick)
Lineage: Eukaryota; Metazoa; Arthropoda; Arachnida; Ixodida; Ixodidae
Product: acetyl-coenzyme A synthetase, cytoplasmic
Biological process (GO): acetyl-CoA biosynthetic process
Molecular function (GO): acetyl-CoA synthetase activity
Source: RefSeq, a predicted model, not a curated record
ACACAGCCGAAAGUCCCUGAAGCUGCUGGGAGUCGCGGGCGAGCCCAUCGGUCCGGAUGCCUGGUUCUGGUACCACCACGUGGUCGGCGAGUGUCGCUGCAUGGUACUGGACACGUACUGGCAAACGGAGACGGGUGGACAAAUGAUCACUCCUCUGCCAGGCUGCACACCUCUGAAGCCGGGAGCAGCGACACUGCCAUUUUUUGGCGUGGCGCCAGCCAUUCUCGACCAGGAUGGCAAAGAGAUCAAGGGCCCGGGAGAAGGCUACCUGGUUGUCAAGAAACCGUGGCCUGGAAUGAUGCGGACCCUGUACAAAGAUCACGACCGCUUUCAGAAGAGCUACUUCACAAAGUUUCCCGGAUACUACUUCACUGGCGACGGUGCUCGCCGAGACGAAGACGGCUACUACUGGAUCACGGGUCGCGUGGACGACAUGCUGAACGUGUCGGGCCACCUCAUCUCGACGGCGCAGGUUGAGGCGGCGCUGCUCGCCGUGCACGACCUCGCCGAGGCAGCAGCGGUGCCCCGGCCUCACAAGGUCAAAGGACAGUGCCUCUACUGCUACGUCGUCCUCAAGAACGGUAAACACUUCUCUGAGGAUCUCAAGACUCGGCUCAAGCAAAGUGUGCGCUCCAAGAUCGGCGCCUUCGCGGACCCGGAGUACAUCCACUGUGUGGAGCGGCUACCCAAGACCCGGUCGGGCAAGGUGAUGCGCCGGAUACUGCGCAAGAUCGCCUGCAACGAGCUCGAGUUUGGCGACGUGAGCGCGCUCAGUGAGCAGGACGUCAUCUCCGAGCUUCUCCAGUCCAAGUGCUUCAUCCAGAACGGGCACUGAAGCCGCCGCGAUCGCCAGCGGACACACCCCGCUUUCGAUUUUCCGAAGCUUUCUCUGUCGCAAGCUGUUUUCAGUCCUCGGGGCAGGGCUGUUCACCUCUUUACCCUAACAGACUCGUUCAUUUAGUCGGUCCGUGACUAAAGAAAGCAAACGCAAUAGCGAGAAGGGGACUGUCACGUAUCCUCCCGUCAUUAAAGGGACCCU